UUAGGGCAUGGUAGGAAUUAGCUAGCAGAUUCGGGACAGAUGGAUCAGGGGUUCACCCCAGUCAUUCUUUGAGGUUACACUUAUAGUAUACUUCCUUAAACGAUCACCAUGACGGUGACAACACACGAUGCCACAGUGAUGAGGUGUGUUGCCCCAACAGCAGGAUGCCCACAGACCUGUAGGAUCAGUUUAUCAUUGAUGGCAGAGUUGGGGGCAAAUUUGGUCUCCUUUAUCCAGGUCACCUCCAACCUCCAACAGAUCAUCUGUCGAGUAAGAGUAGCCGACAGUGCCUACAAUAAUUACAUUGAAUUUCAUCCCACAGUGUUUCGUCAAUGUCCAGAAACGAAAGAAAAGCCAAAAGGGAAGGAGGUGUCAAUUUACACAGAGAAUUGCAAGAAAUGUGUAAGUGCACCUGAUAACCAAGAUCAAGAAAACUGGAGACAAUCUACACCUUCUGAAAAAAUGCUAACAUUGUCAUGUCAGAAUGGUAUUAAUCUAGAACUGCUAACUCCAGUUAAAGUUGAUUUGGUGGAAGUUCAUAUUGUGACAAGUAUUGAACAUGUGAAAAAAAUGAAAAUAAAAUUGAAGACUAAUCAUAAACAUUUAGAAAAAAUGUGUAGUAAUUUAUUGCAUAAUUUUGGUGUAAAGGAAAACUUCAUAAUAGAUUUAAAAUUUUCUUCCUUGGCAAAACUUUAUAAUAUUUCUCAUUUAAUAGUCAAACAAUGUGAAGGAGGGGUUGGUAAACGGCAAGAUAAAGUCUUCGUUGUUGGUGUACAAACAAAAGUCAAUGUAACUGAUAUACAUAGUACAGAACGUUUCACAAGUCAGUUAUCUUCUAUAGCAACUCCUUUGGGUGGCAUAGAGGAAAUUGCUGAAGAGCUUAUAGAAUUAGUUAAGAUCCCUGCAGCAUUGACAAAGUGUUUGGGUAAUACAGCAUUGAGACCUGUUCGAGGGUUGUUACUACGAGGACCGCCAGGCACAGGCAAGACUUCACUUGUCAAAUAUGUGUCAUGUCAGACUGGUGCCCAUCUUGUCACCAUUAAUGGACCAGAGGUAUUUGGCUCCCGUCCAGGCCAGACAGAGGAAAAUCUACAGAAGAUAUUUGAAAAAACAGUUCUGUUUUCUGAAGAAGGGCUUUGUAUUUUGUUUAUCGAUGAAAUAGAUUCAUUGUGUCCAAAGAAGAAACCAGGGGAGACAACCUCAGGCCAGAAUGCAUCUGGCUUGCUUUUGAGUUUCUUCGAUAACCUCCAUGAAAGUCUCUCAUUGCUUGUGAUUGGGGCAACCAACAGACCAGGAUCUCUGGACCCCGCUCUGCGAAGACCAGGACGACUUGAUAAGGAGAUUAUGAUGAAUAUACCAUCCUAUCAACAACGGCUAUCUAUCCUUGAUAUUCACAUCGGAAAACUCUCACUCGGAAAUGACAUUGACAUCGAAAAGCUUGCUCGCAUGACUAACGGUUAUGUUGGAGCUGACCUGGCAUCUCUGUGUCACGAGGCUGCAUACAGUGCUAUGUCUGACACCAAAGAUACAGCAGGUUCUAUGCAGGACAGAGGUCAUAUCCGAAUGAAACAUUUCCUGUGUGCUGCCAAGUCUAUCACUCCAUCCACGCAGAAAGGUUCUGAAGGACUGAUAGACACACCCCCAGUGGUCUGGGACGAUAUAGGGGGUCUAGAGGACACUAAGCUACAGAUCAGACAAGCAAUUGAAUGGCCGAUCCAGCACCCUGAAGCUUUCAAGAGGAUGGGCCUGCCCUGCCCCAAGGGCGUCCUGCUGCAUGGACCUCCAGGAUGCUGUAAAACUACCCUGGUGAGGGCUGCUGCAACAUCCUCAGGAGCAACAUUCCUGUCCCUGAGUGGGGCUCAGCUCUACUCUCCUUAUGUGGGUGACUCUGAGAGGAAGGUUACAGAGAUUUUCCACAGAGCACGAGCUGGAGCUCCAUCUAUCCUCUUCUUGGAUGAGAUUGACUCAAUCAUUGGUAAACGGUCAGACUCAUCAAGUCAGCGUAGUGUUCAAGAGAGAGUCUUAUCUACCCUCCUCAAUGAGAUGGAUGGCAUCGGAGUGAGACUGGAUGACCAGGUGGUGGGCGGGGCCAAGGUCAUGGAGGGAGAAGUAUGUCCACAGGAAAGCAGUGAUGGCAGUAGAAAGGUGCAGUCUGUUGAAGAUGCUUCAGACAGGAGGAAUGUUGUAGUUGUUGCAGCCACAAACCGCCGGGAUCUUUUGGACGAUGCUCUGGUCAGGCCUGGACGCAUGGACCGAAUUCUCUAUGUACCUCCACCUGACACACAGGCCCGAAGACAGAUCCUCAACAUCUACACAAAACACAUGCCAGUGCUUGAUGUGGACUUAGAUGGGAUAGCCAUGGCAACUGAGAAUUACACUGGAGCAGACCUAGAAAGUCUCUGUAGAGAGGCAGCAUUAAAAGCAUUAACAGUGGAUUUAUGUGCAGAUGUUGUUAAAAUGGAACACUUUGAAAGUGCUUUAAAACUUGUAAAGCCUUCUCUUUCUGGAAACUUGAUACAGAAAUCUCAACCAUCAGUACCAUGGAGUUUCUGUCCCAAGAAACAUUGAUGUUAAGUGUUGGAUGAUGUCAUUAAAGCU
Molecule: messenger RNA, 2598 nt
Organism: Ylistrum balloti
Lineage: Eukaryota; Metazoa; Mollusca; Bivalvia; Pectinida; Pectinidae
Product: ATPase family gene 2 protein homolog B-like
Exons: 9
Coding region: 109-2568 (819 amino acids)
Molecular function (GO): ATP hydrolysis activity; ATP binding
Source: RefSeq, a predicted model, not a curated record